Messenger RNA from Linum trigynum, 2886 nucleotides. Lineage: Eukaryota; Viridiplantae; Streptophyta; Magnoliopsida; Malpighiales; Linaceae. The record is from the annotation of a GenBank genome assembly.
CUCAAAUUCCCCCUUAGGCCACUCAAAUCCCCACAAACUCAAUCUAAAAUUAAGACUGAACCGGUUCAAGACUGGACUGGAUCAAAAUUGGACUGUAUCCAAUCCAAUUUUUGGUCCUUAUAUUCUGAAUAAGACCGGAGACAGACCAAAUCAAUUCGGGCAAAUUUAACCAUGUCGUAUAGCCACCCCUCCACCAAACCAUGCUAUCAGAAAAAUCGGUAUGAGUGUAUAAACCGGUUUCGGCCUUGUUUGUCCCCUUCUUGUAAUCUUGUUCGAUUAGCGUCGAAGGAAUUCACCGCCCAAAUUAGGACUGCCGAAAAACCCUAGCUCAAUCCCGUAUUUCCCCCACCGCCAUUCUCCGGCACCUGGCCGUCCUUGUCGAUUGCCAUCAUCAUAAUCAAAUCUAUCUCGCUGGAGAAACUCUUCACGUAAGUUCCUUUACGCUCUCUGUCUCUCUCUCCAGCUCGGCGCUCCCUAAUCGAUUCCUUUUUCGUUUCCGCUGAGACAUAGGAAACCCUAGUUUCUCCCAGAAUGCCGAGGGAGGCUUAAAAGGAAGCUCUAUUCAUCUGUCCAGAGGUCGGAACUUAGCUAGGAGAUUGUGCAACCAUGUCGGUCACGGCGGGUGUCAGCGAUGCGGCACUGGCCACCCGAGACAAACUCAAAGGCAAAAUCAAUCCGACCAAAGUGAAGAGGUACUGGCCAGGUAAAGCUCCCGAGUGGGCAGACGAAGCAGACGAAGAUGGCGAUAUCAGGAUGUCCAAAAUGGACAUCCUGGAAAAGGCCUUCCCAAGCCACGACGGUGCUUCCGAUCCCGCCCUGAGAGACGAUCCCAGGCUCCGACGUCUGGCCGUGAGCAGGAUUGACAACCGGGACGAGGCAAGAGCCGACCACCGCAGAAUCCGACAGGCUGAGAUUAUAUCCACGGAGGAGGAGGAGAGGCUGGAAGGAUUAGACGCCGAGGAAGAAGAUGAAGAGGCCCUGGAAGAGAGAAGGAGAAGAAUCAGGGAGAAGGCUCGAAUGAGGGAGCGAGAGGAAGCUGCACUGCUUCCUGUAGAAGAGGAAGAAGAUGAAGAAGACGCAGAAGAAGACGAGUCUUCCGAAUAUGAGACCGACUCCGAGGAAGAAACGACAGGUAUGGCAAUGGUGAAACCUGUGUUUGUGCCUAAAUCAGAGAGAGAUACCAUAGCCGAAAGGGAGCGGCUUGCCGAAGAAGAAAGGGCUUUUGAGGAGAAAGUGAAGAGGAAAAUGGAAGAGAGGAAGGUGGAGACUAAGCAUAUGUUGGUUGAAGAGAUUAAGAAGGAAGAACAAAUUCAGAAGAAUUUGGAGAUGGAGGCGGAGAUUGCUGAUGUGGAUACCGAUGAUGAGAUGAAUGAAGCAGAAGAGUAUGAAACGUGGAAAGUGAGGGAAAUUGGGAGGAUCAAGAGGGAUAGGGAAGAUAGAGAGGCGAUGUUGAAGGAGAAGGAAGAGAUUGAGAGAGUGAGGAAUAUGACUGAAGAAGAGAGGAGGGAAUGGGAGAGGAAGAACCCUAAACCCGCUCCGCCGCCUAAGCAGAAAUGGAGGUAUAUGCAGAAGUAUUAUCACAAAGGUGCUUUCUUUCAGGAUGAAGGCGAUGAACGUGCUGCUGCUGCAAGUGCUGGGUCCGAUAAGAAUGUCUUAAAGCGCGAUUUCUCUGCACCAACUGGUGAAGAUAAGAUGGACAAGAGUAUAUUGCCGAAGGUUAUGCAGGUGAAGCACUUUGGUCGCAGUGGGAGGACAAAAUGGACUCAUCUUGUUAAUGAAGAUACUACUGAUUGGGAUAAUCCAUGGACAUACAACGAUCCACUUCGUGCAAAGUACAAUGCCAAGAUGGCUGGAAUGAAUGCUCCUAUAGCUAAACCGAAAGGGAGUAAGAAACUGAAAGAUUGGGAGACAAAAUAGUAAGGCAGCUGUAUUCCUCUUUUUUUUGGCGGCAGAGGGAAAGGCUGGAGAAAGGAGGGGGAAAUUGUGUUUGUAUCCCUCAAAAGGCCAAAAGAUGGUUUGUGAAAUGAUCUGUUUUUGAUUCCUUGCACCAUUUUCUUUUGUGCCCUUUUCAAUAGAGUUGGAGCAUUUUUCAGUUAUUCUGUCUAACUUCAUGUCAUUUGUUUACUGAUGUAGUAGCUUCUCUAAAAUCGGAACCUUAUAUCUUUUCUCUCUUUAUUUAUGCCCUUUUCAUUGAUGAGCUAUGUUGAGUGAAACGAUUAUGACUGUGAAUACGUGCAUAGACCAAGCUUAUAGCUAGAUUGCCAGCAGAGUUUCUGUUGUUGAGUAGCAAUAGCUGUAGUGAAUUUGUUGAGUGUAGUUGGACAACGUGAACACAUCGUUUCUGGAUUUGUGGCCUUGUUUAUGGGUAUAUAAUGGUCUGCUUAAGCAUGCUGUUUAUAUGCCACUUGCAUACUUUUGUUAUGAUUUUUUGUUCAGCAUCUAUUUCACAUUCUUCUUAUGUUUAAGUAUUCUCUGUCUGGUCCUUCUCUGAUAAUUUUAGGAUGCGAGUUCUCGGUGCAUCUCAAUGACGAUGAUGUCGCUUUAACUUGGUUUGUUUCUGCAUCUCUUUGUUGAUGCGAAGGAUUGUUUUGGCUCUCUGGUGCUCCAUUGUCACGGUUACGGAAACUGACUUGUACUCUUCCAGUUUCGGUUUCCAGACUCCAGAGGCAAUUGAUUGAAGCUGUUUCUUUCUUGUCUCGCGUGGUCUAUCAGAAACCAUGUUCUUUCACUUCUAGGCUUUGCAUCCAAUUUGCAGAGAAGUUUUUUAUUCUUAGCCAGUCAUCCCAUUCAGUAUCUAAGUUCAGAAUAGUUAGCUAGAUAUGCAAGAGAUUGGGCUCUAUGUUUUUGCCUGGAGGGUUAACACUCGAAUUAAUUUUAGCAUUUGAA